AUGGGAAUGAACUGUCAGGGGAAGGAAUGGGAACAGCUACCUAAGCAGUCAAAGCUUAGUGUGUGCUGUUUAAGGGUGGCCCAAUGUUACAGAAGGGGUAAUGGUGGCUGGCAGUCUGCUUGUUGCACGAACAACGAAUCCAUGUACCCUCUGCCAAUGAAUCCCAAGAAAAAGGGAGCUCGUGUGCCCGGUAGAAAAAUGAGUGGAGGUGCUUUCAGGAAACUGUUGAGGAGGCUGAGUUCUGAAGGCCAUAUUUUGUCUCAACCGAUUGACUUGAAGAAUCACUGGGCUAGGCAUGGUACUAAUCGAUAUGUGAUAUUUAAGUAA
This is a messenger RNA of Cryptomeria japonica (Japanese cedar), 327 nucleotides long. RefSeq names its product barley B recombinant-like protein D. NCBI's taxonomy places the organism in Eukaryota, Viridiplantae, Streptophyta, Pinopsida, Cupressales, Cupressaceae. Gene Ontology annotation, cellular component: nucleus. Gene Ontology annotation, molecular function: DNA-binding transcription factor activity; sequence-specific DNA binding. The coding region runs from base 1 to 327 and encodes 108 amino acids. The transcript has a single exon. Gene Ontology annotation, biological process: response to ethylene. The record is from RefSeq and is a predicted model, not a curated record.